ACUUGUGCUCUUCCCCUACUCCUACCCUACCAAAAACAUUUCACACAUAAAAAUAUCAUUACUUCAACCCAAAAGUUGGAUCAACAUUAAAAGACAUAUCGGAAUCGUCUCUUUGAAACCCGAGUCAAUUUUUGGGUUAUUGAGUUGUCGAUCGCCUUUAUAGAUUGCCAUUGAGUGGAUCAUCUGUACGCAACAUUACUUUUUUCGUAUUCAUCUCAUCAACAAAAACGCUAUUGCUAAUCAUCCCUGUUCGAAAGAGGUGGGUGUAAGGGUGUGAGCCGAAGCAGCAACUACAGAGGAAAAAUGGCAGGAGUCGGGCCGAUCAGUCAGGACUGGGAACCCGUCGUAAUCAGAAAAAAGGCACCCAAUUCAGCCGCCAAGAAAGAUGACAAGGCUGUCAAUGCCGCCCGACGAACCGGAGCGCCCAUCGAAACUAUUAGAAAAUUCAAUGCAGGAUCAAACAAGGCAGCCUCAAGCAGCACCAGCUUGAAUACCAAGAAGCUUGAUGAUGAGACAGAAGUUCUUUCUCAUGAACGAGUUCCAUCUGAAUUAAGGAAAAAUAUCAUGCAAGCCCGUUUGGACAAAAAGCUUACACAAGCCCAGCUGGCACAGCAAAUCAAUGAAAAACCACAGAUCAUUCAAGAAUAUGAGUCGGGAAAAGCGAUUCCCAAUCAGCAGGUCAUUGUAAAACUAGAACGGGUUCUUGGGGUAAAAUUGCGUGGUGGAAAGAAGUGACCAUCACGAAUCAGCUUUCUUGUAGAGUCAGACUUCUGUUGUUUGCUUCUAUAAUAGCUUCAUGUUUUCAUUUCUAAAACUGUACAGGACAUAUGUUUUCAUUUCUUAAAACUGUACAGGACAUGCAUGUAAACAAGGUUUUCGUAACGGUACUGCCACUGGGAAGUCGUGUUUAGUAAAAUGGUACUGCCAUUGGAGUCCGGGUUCUGAGUCUAAAUAAUUUGACAUAAUCCAGAAACUACUAACAAUAUAUAAGAGAUGGUUUUAUGGUGGGUUUUGAAUCACAUUUGGUGGUUUGUUUGUUAAAUGUUCUGACGUAAAUGUGAACAAUGCUAUUAUCAUGCAUUGUGUUUCUUAAUAGAACAAAAUUAGAUGAUCCGCAGGUUGAUGACA
Molecule: messenger RNA, 1128 nt
Organism: Cryptomeria japonica (Japanese cedar)
Lineage: Eukaryota; Viridiplantae; Streptophyta; Pinopsida; Cupressales; Cupressaceae
Product: multiprotein-bridging factor 1b
Exons: 4
Coding region: 304-735 (143 amino acids)
Cellular component (GO): nucleus
Molecular function (GO): DNA binding
Source: RefSeq, a predicted model, not a curated record